CGCGCGCGCGCGGCCGGGUCGCCGGUCUCGCGUUAAAGGCCCCGCCGCCCGCCGAGGACGAGCUGCUGGUCGCUACGGGGCUCAGGCUGCUGGGGAUGACACUCGAAUCCAUGCGGUCGGCCUCGUCUUCCUCAUAACCGAACUAUUUAACUCUGUCAGUGAGCUCCUGUGUCAGCUGCACCAUGGCCUUGUUGCCUCGAAAGAGGAGGUGCAAAGGUAUACCAACUUCUAUUGCAUCUCAAGACAAUUUGGGUGGAAGCAACCCAAAUGAUAGGGUCAGGUUCAGUGAAGUUGGCAUAUUUUUGGUGGAGAGGAGAAUGGGAGCAAGCAGGAGAAGAUUCCUCACAGAACUCGCUCAGAAAAAGGGGUUUCGAGUGGAAGAGCAGAUGAGUGAGUCGGUUACUCAUGUUGUGUCAGAGAACAACACUGGCAACGAGGUGUUGGAAUUGCUGGAGAAACAGAAUGGAAUUAGCAGAACUGGAUUCAAUGCAGCCUUGGUAGAGAUUACAUGGUUUACUGAGAGUAUGGGGGCGGGUAGACCCCUGGAAGUGGAAAGUCGCCAUCAACUGCAGGUGACAAAAGAUUCAGUUGCAGUCACUGAAGUGUCUAUUUCAUCAUAUGCCUGUCAAAGAAGGACGACACUAAAGAAUAAAAACAAACUGUUUACGGAAGCAUUGAAGGUAUUGGCUGAAAGUGCAGAAUUAAAUGAGAGUGAAGCACGAAACUUGGCAUUCUCAAGAGCGUCUUCAAUUCUAAAGUCUUUGCCAUACACUGUAACCAAAAUGGAGGAUCUCCAAGGUAUUCCCAAUCUUGGGGUCCAUUCCAGGAAGGUGAUUAAGGAAAUCCUUGAAGAUGGAACUUGUAGUGAAGUUGAGAAUUUACUCCGGAAUGAGAGAUAUCAAACUCUAAAGCGAUUCACCAGUAUUUUUGGCGUUGGCGUGAAGACAGCUGAUAAGUGGUACAGAGAAGGUCUACGAACACUAGAUGAAUUGAGAGCAUCAGAUGUAAAACUUACAAGGGGACAGGAAGCAGGCCUCUUAUAUCACAAUGAUCUUUAUGUACCAGUUACAAGGACAGAGGCAGAUCUGAUCAAACAAAUCGUGGAAAGGGCUGUGCACAAAUUUCUACCUACUGCAGUUGUAACGUUAGCUGGUGGUUUUCGAAGGGAGAAGGAGAUAGGCCAUGAUGUUGACCUUCUCAUAACCCACCCAGAAGAAGGCAAAGAAGAGGGUCUUCUUUGCCAAGUGGUGAAUUGGAUGACCACCGAGGGUCUUAUAUUGUAUGGUGGCAUCACAGGCAGCAGUCACAAAGGGAGAAGCAAGAAGCCUGAGAUCUUUGAUCACUUUGAAAAAUGUCUUUCUAUCUUCGGGCUGAAGAAAGAGUUGGUAAAUAAUUUAGAAUCUAAGAACCUGAGGAACUCUGACUCUUUGGCUGGAGACGAGACACAGGGAAUUGGUCUUGCUGACCAUACAGAGGCUGCUCAACAGGUGAUGGUGGCUGCAGCGUGCAAUAAAGACCGGAAGGCCGUGAGAGUGGACUUGGUUGUUGUUCCCUACAGUCAGUAUGCUUAUGCCUUGUUGGGAUGGACAGGUUCAAGGCUCUUUGAACGAGACCUACGCAGAUACGCCAAGCAUUUGAAGAACAUGAGUCUGAGCAGCCAUUCUUUGUUUGACAUUGAGCAGAAUGCAUUUUUGCCAGCUGCUACAGAAGAAGAAAUCUUUGCACAUCUAGGAUUGGAGUAUAUACCACCUCAUGAGAGGAAUGCUUGAUCAGCUGAGCUCAGGCCAUUGGAAUACACAAAUACUGUGGAGAAUGGUUCCGGAAAAAAAUAUUGGUAGCACUUUUGUCAAUUUACACUGGGUAAAAGGUGGGCACUCACCCAGGACUACUGCUGUACAGUAAGCUGUUGAAUUUGUAAUUCAUGAUGGUACAGAUUGUUCAGCAGCUUGGAUGUGGUUUCUGUCUGAUGCAUAUCUGGAUGUGUAUCAGUGGUUGAGUGGGAUCACUGUCACUCCAUAGUUUCUGGAUUCAACUCCAACUCAAGAAAAAGAUGCAUAAUGUCAGCUGACGUUGAGGGAUCACUGCACUGUAAAAGGUGCUACUAAUUUGAGAUCAUGUAUCCUCUAAGAUGCAUGUGAAAUAUCCCAUGCUGCUAUCAUAAUAAAAGCAUGAACAAUCUUCCCAGGAUCAUGGUCAUCUGAACUUUAAUAACUAAAUGGAAUAAAAUAAA
Mobula hypostoma (lesser devil ray) is the source of this 2230-nucleotide messenger RNA. RefSeq names its product polymerase (DNA directed), mu (gene polm). The coding region runs from base 183 to 1769 and encodes 528 amino acids. Gene Ontology annotation, cellular component: nucleus. Gene Ontology annotation, biological process: double-strand break repair via nonhomologous end joining. The transcript is spliced from 12 exons. Gene Ontology annotation, molecular function: DNA binding; DNA-directed DNA polymerase activity. NCBI's taxonomy places the organism in Eukaryota, Metazoa, Chordata, Chondrichthyes, Myliobatiformes, Myliobatidae. The record is from RefSeq and is a predicted model, not a curated record.